CAGUCGACAGUUGACAAUUGACCGUUGAAUCCAGUCAUGUUCCAGGCAGCUCGUUUCACUUCUCGAGUACCCCUGCGCACUCCCCUUUGGGUGCGCUGGAAUUCCUCCAGCCCGGUGCUACCUCCGUUAAUGAGCACACUACGGAAUGAUCUCAAGACUGCUAUGAGAGCCAAGGACACCUCCAGACUCAAUGUUCUUCGCGCUCUCAUCUCCGAGACCAACAACGCCGCCAAAACCGCCUCGCCCAUUCAGACAGACAUCCAGCUCCUCUCCCUCAUCCGGAAACGCGCCUCCGCUGCGAAAGAGGCCGCUGAGCAAUUUGCUAAGGAAGAGCGGGCAGAUCUCAAGGAGAAAGAGGAUGCGCAGGUGACCAUCCUGGAAGAGUAUGCUAGUCAGAUCAAGACUUUGAGUGUGGAUGAAGUGGAAGCUGUGAUCGCAAAGGAAAUUACCGCCAUCAAGGAGGCUGGGAAGAAGCUGGAGAUUGGACAGGUCCUCAAGUCUCUGUUUGCUCCCGGUGGCGCUUUGGAUGGCAAGCCGGCAGAUCGCAAGGAAGUUGCCGGACUGGUGAAGAAGGCUGUUUCUGCUUGAGGAUAAACUCUUGCAAAGCCUUGUGUACAUUACCUGUUACUAUUACAAUAUAUCCC
Penicillium cinerascens is the source of this 644-nucleotide messenger RNA. RefSeq lists its product as uncharacterized. Gene Ontology annotation, molecular function: carbon-nitrogen ligase activity, with glutamine as amido-N-donor. The transcript is spliced from 2 exons. The record is from RefSeq and is a predicted model, not a curated record. NCBI's taxonomy places the organism in Eukaryota, Fungi, Ascomycota, Eurotiomycetes, Eurotiales, Aspergillaceae. Bases 37 to 588 code for a protein of 183 amino acids. Gene Ontology annotation, cellular component: mitochondrion.